Musa acuminata subsp. malaccensis (wild Malaysian banana) is the source of this 746-nucleotide messenger RNA. RefSeq lists its product as uncharacterized. The record is from RefSeq and is a predicted model, not a curated record. Lineage: Eukaryota; Viridiplantae; Streptophyta; Magnoliopsida; Zingiberales; Musaceae.
CCAUUACUUAGGUCGUUACCCAAGUCGUGACUCGAAGCCGCGCUCUUAAGAACCCGAUGCGGUUGCUCUCGUUGAAGCCCUAACCCAGUGGUCUUCGUCUCCGUCACUCAGUAUUCUCCGGCGACAAGGCGCGGCUCCGAUCUGUGGUGGAUAGACUCCAUGGCUGGUCCCGGGAGAUCCAUGCUUUACUCGCUACUUUCAUUUGCAAUCAUUCUCUCACUUCUUGAGAUGUAUAGAGAAAAAUUGGGGUCUUCUGAGUUGUUGACAAUCUUUGGUGGUUUCAUCAGUUCUCUUUUGUUUCUUUUGUUGCUCACGUUCAUUGGCAACUACCAAGAAUCAAGUGGCACAAGGACAGGAUGGGGUGCCGUUGUAUUGGCUGAAAUUGCUGCUCUUAUUGCUGCUGCCACAGUUCACCGUGUUUGUAUAACAACAUGCUUCUUGUUCUCUGCUGGUCUUCUAUACGAGGUUAACAAGCUUUCAGGAAUGAUGCUUUCGAAAAAUGAACCAAAAGGGAAGCGGUAUUGAGUAGCAAUGACCUCAUUAAAAAAAGAAAAGCUCCACAAUCAUGAGAUGGGAGGCCCGCGAUUAAUGUAUGAUCUCGUAUGGCUGUUCUAUAUGAUGCCAGAUCUCUCAAUUUCCAAAAAAUAAAAAAUUCACAUUUCGGAUUGUUUUUAGUGCGUUAAUUAGAAGUACAUUUUGUUUGUUCCUACUGAGUUUUCAGAUGGCCAAAAAUUCAUCUUUUGUUA